CUGAUUGGCUGUAAGUGCGGGAGGGGAGGGCCGGAGAGCCCGGAGCGGGAGAAGCGGCUCCGCUCAGAAUCAUCAUGCUGCUGCUGAUCUGCCGGAGCAGGAGGCGGAGGAGCAGCACCACCAGCGGCAGCGGCACGCAGAGUCCCCGAUCCCGGGCACAGGGAGGGCAGCAACCGCUGGGAGAGUCCCCGGGCAGAGGGAGAGCAGCAGCCGCUGGCAGAGCCCCCGAUCCCGGGCACAGGGAGGGCAGCAGCCGCUGGGAGAGACCCCGGGCAGAGGGAGAGCAGCAGCCGCUGGCAGAGCCCCCGAUCCCUGGCACAGGGAGGGCAGCAGCCGCUGGGAGAGUCCCCGGGCAGAGGGAGAGCAGCAGCCGCCAGCAGAGUCCCCUAUCCCGGGCGCCUGGAAAGUAGCAGCCGCCGGCAGGCAGAGCCCCCGGGCCAUCACCACCACCUGGCUGCCCCCAUGCCCCCGCAGCUGCCCCCCGUCCUCUCCUGACUCCGCGGCCAGCAUGGGGGACGGAGCCGGCUGGGAGUCCCCGGACUGCAGCAGGAACCGCAGCUGCCUCCCGUCCUCCGUGCAGCCCCCCCAGGAGGUGCCCCAGCAGUGGGCAGCGGGCAUGGCCGUGCUGAUGGCCACCAUCAUCCUGCUCAUCCUGCUGGGCAACGUCAUGGUGAUCGCGGCCAUCGCCCGCAACCAACGGCUGCAGACCCUGACCAACGUCUUCAUCACCUCGCUGGCCUGCGCCGACCUCAUCAUGGGCCUGUUCGUGGUGCCCCUGGGGGCCACCCUGGUCAUCAGCGGCAGCUGGCUGCAUGGCUCCAUCUUCUGCGAGUUCUGGACCUCGGUGGACGUGCUGUGCGUGACGGCCAGCAUCGAGACCCUCUGCGUUAUCGCCAUCGAUCGCUACAUCGCCAUCACUUCGCCGUUCCGCUACCAGAGCCUGCUGACCAAGGCCCGGGCCAAGGGCAUCGUCUGCACCGUCUGGGCCAUCUCCGCCCUGGUCUCCUUCCUGCCCAUCAUGAUGCACUGGUGGAGGGACACAGAGGACCCGGUGGCCCUGAGCUGCUACCAGGACCCCGGCUGCUGCGACUUCGUCACCAACCGGGCGUACGCCAUCGCCUCCUCCAUCAUCUCCUUCUACGUGCCACUGGUGGUCAUGGUCUUCGUCUACAUGCGGGUCUUCAGGGAAGCCAAGAAGCAGAUGAAGAAGAUAGACCGGUGCGAGGGCAGGUUCUACCACCACCAGCAUGGCCUGGGCAUGGCCAGGUCCAGCAGGAGGAGGCUGUCCAAGGUGAUGGUGGCCAAGGAGCAGAAGGCCCUGAAGACACUGGGCAUUAUCAUGGGCACCUUCACCCUCUGCUGGCUUCCCUUCUUCCUGGCCAACAUUGUCAACGUCUUCUACAGAGACCUCAUCCCAGACAAACUCUUCCUCUUCCUCAACUGGCUGGGCUAUGUCAACUCAGCCUUCAACCCCAUCAUCUACUGCAGGAGCCCGGAUUUCAGGAAAGCCUUCAAGAGGCUCCUCUGCUGCCCCAGGAAGGCUGAUAGGAGGCUGCAUGCCACUGGCGAGCUUUCUCACUGCUCUGGUGGAUUUGCCAACUCUUUGGAUACCUAUGCACUGGGGACCUGGUCUGACUGCAAUGGAACCCAGCUGUCCCUGGACCCAGCCUAGUCUUCUUACCUGGUCAGGAGUACCUGCUGGCACUGCAGAUAGAGGGGAUCCAGAGACCCAGGUGGGUGGCUUUCCCCCGUCUCUAAUCUGGACGUCUAUAAAGCACUUUCCGGCAGCAGGAAGCCCCCCUGUGAGGGAUGGUCUGCUCAGGGAUAUUGCAGGACUUCUGUGGAUCUCAGUCAGCUUAUUCCACUCUACACCCGCAGAGGGUAAGGUCAGGCUGCUUAGAACCCAUGCACAGUCCAACCACACCCAUGCCUGGGUGUGAGAGGGCUCUGGGUGCCCCUACCAUGUUGGCACUGGAUGCCCCACAGACACGGUGCCUCUGUACUGUACCCUCAUGUGGCACUUGCACUUACUUCUAUAGGACUUGUUGAUGGGUCUCUUAUUACAGUGUGCUAUAUAUCACCCGGCAGAAUGAAUGUGGGACAGUGGAUGUAGGGGGUACAUUUAUAGAAUAGCCCCCUGUCUCUGAAAGAGAUACCUAUUGCAUUGCUCUAUUGCACAAACAUGGGGUUAAACCUUUGUAUUCCUGUAAUUUAUUUGUCUGGUGACAUUAAACCCUCUACCUCAGGCUGUGCACAUUGCACACACUUAUAUCCUAUGUUUAUAUUAAACAGACUUUAUAGCAGGGCACUGACUGUCCCAGUACAUAGAGUACCCUGGGGGCUACAUGGCUGAGUGGAUGCAUGCAAGGGGUUAACUAUGGGAUUUGCCUUUCUCACAGUGUUAUGUAACAAAACUAAUACAUUCCGACUCAUGUAUCACAGUGUAUCACCAUACACCUGCUUUCAUGCAUCUGUCGGAGGCAUUCCGCAGCUAUUGUGGCACUACAAGUCUCACCACCCCCCUGACAUGGCACGCUGGGACUUGUAGUUCCACCCCAGGUGGUUUAGAUUAAAUACAGCUAGUGGCUACUUUAAUCUUAUGCAAACUCCACGCACAAUGUAACCCCUUAACUGCUGCCGCUCUCACCCUCCUCUGCAGACAAUGGCUCAACAAGUUAUUAGAAUUGCAAAUCUGCCCCAAUCCCCCUGGUUGUACCCCUAUGGGGUAUUGCCACAAUCUGGUAUUGAUCUAAAUUAUCACUUUCCUUGUCUUCUGUGUGCACUGAGUCUUGUAGGUGCAAUAAUGGGAUGUGCGACACAACCUAUGUAUUGUGUCACAGCUAUAGUACCUGUCAGACUUCCAAUAAAGAACUAGUGUUUGGAUACA
This is a messenger RNA of Pseudophryne corroboree (corroboree frog), 2887 nucleotides long. It is a transcript of the gene ADRB1, whose product is annotated as adrenoceptor beta 1. The coding region runs from base 509 to 1672 and encodes 387 amino acids. Lineage: Eukaryota; Metazoa; Chordata; Amphibia; Anura; Myobatrachidae. The record is from RefSeq and is a predicted model, not a curated record. Gene Ontology annotation, molecular function: beta1-adrenergic receptor activity. Gene Ontology annotation, cellular component: plasma membrane. Gene Ontology annotation, biological process: norepinephrine-epinephrine-mediated vasodilation involved in regulation of systemic arterial blood pressure; positive regulation of heart rate by epinephrine-norepinephrine; adenylate cyclase-activating adrenergic receptor signaling pathway. The transcript has a single exon.